Messenger RNA from Metopolophium dirhodum (rose-grain aphid), 4751 nucleotides. Its product is annotated as LIM and SH3 domain protein Lasp-like. The record is from RefSeq and is a predicted model, not a curated record. NCBI's taxonomy places the organism in Eukaryota, Metazoa, Arthropoda, Insecta, Hemiptera, Aphididae. Gene Ontology annotation, cellular component: nucleus. Gene Ontology annotation, biological process: regulation of transcription by RNA polymerase II. The coding region runs from base 905 to 2782 and encodes 625 amino acids. The transcript has 4 exons. Gene Ontology annotation, molecular function: RNA polymerase II cis-regulatory region sequence-specific DNA binding; DNA-binding transcription activator activity, RNA polymerase II-specific.
UUAUUAUUGUAAUACUGUAACUGACCGCGCGCGCGCCGCUAACGUUAUUUUUUCGCGCUACUCGGCCCGAGUGGGAUCGCUGCGGACGGACGGACGGACCGACGGACGGACGAACGAACGGGCGGCCGGUGGGGGGAACUCGUCGGUAACGGUGGCGGCGGCGGCGGUCGACGAAGACGCGCCGGGCGAAACUGGGUUGUCCUCCGGCCCGGCAGUGGAACAGACGCAUCCGAUACGCGAACAACACUCUCUCGACGUCGCGGCACACUACGCACACGACGCGCGACGACGACGAUCAUAAUAGUUGUAUAGGCAGUAAUCGCGAAUAAUAUCGAUCGUCGCCGGAUCGUUAGAAUAUCGGACCGCGCAGUGAUCGUGUAAACCUCACACGGGUGUAAUAUUUCGUUCGUGUAAAUUGUAUAAGAAAUAAUAAUAAUAAUAAUAAUCAAUAAUAUCAUUAUUAUUAUUUAUUAUUUUACCGUCGGUUUAUCGUUGUACAGCUGCAGUAGUCGUUAUCGAUAAUAUCGUUUUCGUGUGAUUUCGUUUGUUUGUUUGUUCGUUCGUAUUCUCUUUAUCACAUCUCUUGUUUUUACAUUUUUGUCGAUCGAUCGGCGAACAAAAAAAACGUUUCGUGUUUUUGUGCCGUCCACUGCGACAUGGCCACGCAAAUGCUAAUAUUAAAUAUUCGUUACGUGACGGCCGUUUAAGAUUUUGAAGUGUCCAAGUGUGUUCCGCGUGAGGAUAACAACGACGUCACCGCCGCUGUAUCCGCUGCCCAGCCGACACUCCACCGACCAUCGGAUAAACGCAGAUAUUUCGUAUUUUUAUUCGUUGCUGCGAAGACACAGCCCCAGACCACGGCGGUCUGUAGAUGAUCUACUAAUCAGACGGCGUGGCCAAAGUGAUGAGCGUGGUGGACACGUCUCCUCCGGCGUGGUACACCUACUACCCACGACCCGUGGUCCCAUCAGUAGCGCAUCCGCGCGACCCGUCCAGCAUGCGCGAGAAACACUCGAGCCCGCGCAAGAUGGUCGCCGUUCCCGCAGUGGUUCCGUGCGUGUCGCCCAAACAGGGUUCCGUGUACCCGGCUCACCACCAUCACCAUAAUCACCGCCGGCACCACGACCAGCCGGACCACCGUCAUCACCGUGACGACGACGGCUCCGCCGCCGACAAUGACGAGGACGAGGAAGACGACGACAUGAUGCCGUUUGACCUAUCGCGCAACGGUGGCAGCUCGCCGUCAUCGUCACCACGGUCGCCGCUCCGGUCACACCGCAUGUCGCCCGCCGCGUUCAAACCGUACGACGGCAGUGGCGCCGGCGUCAACAACGACCAACCACUUGACCUGCGAGUCGAAUACAAGAAGUCACGCCGAGGUGACGAAAUGGAAGACGAGAACCAGAACCUGAUCAUCAGGACGCCGUCCCCGGAGGACAUCGAAGUCGACAGCCCAGGACCACCGUCCGCUGGCCUGCAGCGUUACGCGCCUCACCACGUCGACCACAACGACCGCGGUGCCGUAGUCCACAGCCCUUGUUCGUCGUCCGACAAGGAAGUUAACGUGACCGACGACCACCAUCAUCACCACCAACACUAUCAACCAUCCCAACACCAUCAGAACCAGAACCAGCUGCAGCAGCACCAACAGCAACAGCACCUACAGCAGCAGCAGCAACAACAACAACAACAGCAACAGCAACAGCAACAUCACCGACGUGGUGGCAUAACCGUCGAAGAUGAACGACAUCAUCACCAGCGGAUGGUAAACUAUCCGGUGCUGUUCCCGCCACAGCCACUUCACCCUAUGAUGUUAGAAGCUAUAUACAGGGCGGGCGCUGUGGGCGACAAGUCUCGCAUGCCUUCGUCGCUGGCUGGUUACCAAACGGGUGGUGGUUACCACAGGCCGUCGCAGCACUAUCCGUUCAUCAACUCGCCACUGCUCAACGGGCACCAUCAUGUGCCGCCGCCCACCUACGACGUUGUCAGACAGCCACCGCCGGCUCCGCUGCCACCACCAGUAGCCAGAUCUCCACAGCAGAAGUCGUCAGCGUUCCAGGAGACGUCUGGCAAACCGAAAGACAGGUACUCAUGCAAGUUUUGCCAGAAAGUGUUCCCGCGCAGCGCCAACCUGACCAGGCACCUACGGACGCACACGGGCGAACAGCCUUACAAGUGCAAUUACUGCGAGCGGUCGUUCAGCAUAUCGUCCAACUUGCAGCGGCACGUGCGCAACAUCCACAACAAGGAGAAGCCGUUCAAGUGUCCGCUGUGCGAGCGGUGCUUCGGGCAGCAGACCAACCUGGACCGGCACCUCAAGAAGCACGAGGCCGACGGGCCGACCAUAAUGGACGACCGGCUGUCCUCGUCAGCGGCGGUGGUGGCCGCGGCGGCCGCAGCUGCGGCGGCUGAUCGGAGGCGCGCGUCCCGGGGCCCCGGCGCCGGCGACGAAUCCUACUUCGAGGAGAUCCGAUCGUUCAUGGGCAAGGUGAGUGAGGACGGCAGCAGGUUCGCCGCAGCGGCCGCAGCAGCAGCGGCGGCCGCGGCCAUCGGUCAUCGCCGUGGCGGACACGCACAUCCGGCCGGCGGGCGGCGACAGUCGACGACGUCCGCCUCGUGCCCGUACCGCCGCGGUUCGGCGGGCGACGCGCCUCCGGCCGAAAGGUUCUCGUCCCGGUCGUCCGCCUCGUCGGCCGGUUCCACCGAAUCGUCUUCGGGCGCGGCCGACGCCACCGCCGCCACCGCCGCCGCCGCCGAAAAGGAGUGCGUCAACAGCACCUGACCCUCCGCCUCUGCGGACACGGCCGCGACGUCUUCCCAUCGCGAUCGUCACACUGUCGCUGCUACCACGAACACGGUUACCGCCACCGGCCGCCGACGACGCGGCUGAGUCCGACGACUACGACGACCACGACUCGUAUAAUAUGCACCCCGCAGGCACGGCGAACGGAUCUCUGCGGGUGCGUAAACGACCCCGCGAAGCAAAUUUUUUUUUUCCGCGUACGUUGUAUCAUAUAGUCGUUUCAUUUGUUUCUACGCAAUUUUCGACGAGGUAACGAAUAAUAUUAUAUAAUAUACGAAUCACAUAAUUUCUAAUACGAUAUUUUCUAGUAUUUUUAGUGUAACGUGUACAUAGUUUUUAGUUGCGGAUUGUAUUAUUAUUAUUUUUUUUUAUAUAUAUUAUAUAGUUUAUCAUAUUAUUAGUAUCGCGUGUAAAUAUUUUAUGUCGUAGAAUCUACACAGGUUAUUAAGAUUUACAUAUAUUACAUUUUUGUAAACUCGCUCCUCCCCGCAACCGACUGCGAUCGUUCUGUGAUAAUAACAGGUAUAUCGUCGCGAUUAGCUCUUCGCAUUCGAUAGGCAUGUAACGUGUCAACUGCGACAGUUUUACUAGUUUUUGACAAUAUCAUCAGCGGUUCGUAUACUUAACAUGCCGAAUCCAUAAUAAUAUUUUAAUAAUACGUAUAUGAUGUUAUUCUCGUUUUGAAUAUGUUACGUUAUAUUUUUAGUUUCGAUUUUGGCCCACCGCGAUCCACACGCUUUCGUUUCGAUCGUAAAAGAAUUUACUAAAAGACUUACAAAUAUAUAUUCUAUAAUAAUAUUAAUUUAAAAACUCUAAUAGCAGUUUAAUAAUCUUAAAAAGAUAGUGUCGCACACCAAUGGACAAUGACGACGAGUGAUUACAUAGGUUCGAGACAAAUGUCGGGAUUUCAUCAUUUUCGGCGUUAGCUCAAUCCUGCAACAGGUGUCCCGCCACCGCGCACCAAAUCGUUUCCAUCUCCGUGCGUUCGCUCGAAAACUUUACGCAGAGAAUCGGUGACUGAAAAGUCAAACUGCAAUUUACUCGCGUUCUACACGGAAAUGUCAUCUAAAACGCAGCACGCACCUCUAAAUACGACACCGAACACGGUCGAUAGACGGCCGAACUGGGAGCGGGGGCGAAAAAAGUAUCUCGAGAGAUAUCAUGCUUUACAGACUUGGUGGUGCGCUCGUGUCAAACGAAUCGGACGACGACGGCUGUACAGGUAUAGAGGUAGGUAGUAGGUAGGUAGGUAGGUAGGUAGGUAGGUAGGUAGGUAGGUAUAGUAUAUUAGAAAACGGUUUCUCUAUCGGCCAAUAGUGCAUUUCGCAUUACCAUAAUAUUUAAAACGCGUCGAGCAGGAUGCUCUAGAUUCAGCUGGUGUGUGUGUAUGUGUCUGUGUGUGCAGGUCGAAAACCGGUCGAUGAAAUCGUUAUAUACGGUUUGUUUUUUUUUCACUCGUAACACACGCACGCACACACUCACGUACCCACUUGUGUGCGCGUAUUAUUUUUUUUAACUUCCAGUUCGAUAAUAUACGGUUUUCUCGCUAACCGGUUCCCCUGUGCGACCGCCGCCGCUUCGGAUGCUGCGCUGUGCGCGGACACGAAAAAGGAAAAAAAUUAUCAAUUAUUAUUAUUAUUAUUAUUAUACGAUUAUAAUAUUGUGUAAACGUGUGUUUUGGUUAUUAUUAUUUUGUUUGCUCUCAACGCCCGUGUUUACCGACGGGCGCUUAUAAAAUCACGGUUAUACUUCAAUAUUGUAAAUAAUAAAAAAAAGUAUUAUUUUAAUAAAUACAUAUUAUAGAGUGAACGUCAAAGUUCGUCUGUGAGUAUAAAAGUAUGUACAUAAUAUAAUUAUGUUAAUUUUCUCGCUUUGGGGUGUUUCGGAGGUGUUUCUGUACGGAAUACGGUUAAAAACUACAAAAAUCCAAAAAAAAAAAAAAACAAAA